Molecule: messenger RNA, 2843 nt
Organism: Beta vulgaris subsp. vulgaris (sugar beet)
Lineage: Eukaryota; Viridiplantae; Streptophyta; Magnoliopsida; Caryophyllales; Amaranthaceae
Product: pentatricopeptide repeat-containing protein At2g29760, chloroplastic
Exons: 1
Coding region: 365-2173 (602 amino acids)
Biological process (GO): RNA modification
Molecular function (GO): RNA binding; protein binding
Source: RefSeq, a predicted model, not a curated record
GGGCCAUUGCCUCUCUAUGAUUUUAGAUAUCUACUUUAUUUUGUAAAAAUGUAAACUAGAUAUACCGUGGCGUAACUAAAUCAUAUCUAGGAUUCAAUCUGCUAUCUCCAUCCUAAAAAAAAAAAAGCUAAUAAGAUGAGACAACUUGCGAGCUAUUUGAGAUCGAUGAGUUCACAACUUCAAAUGCUAAGUAUUCGAGUUAACCAAGAGUGCAAGACUCGAACUUACCUCUAUCUUUUGCAUCCCUCGACAGAUUUACAAGGAGCUCAAAUUGGUUGUAUAUCUCCUCCAGGUGUACAAGAGCAAAAUUUGUAUCAACCACCAGGUUUUGCAUUUGGCUUAGGCGAAUAGAUGAUCUAAACUGAUGUACUCAAAUUCCAUAACAUAUAAUUUCUCCCAUUUAUCUUCUCUCCUACAAGGUCAUCUCAAACAAUGUCACCUUCUCCAAAUCCAUGCCCGAAUCAUUUCUUUAGGUGCUCAUCAAGACAAUCUAAUAGCAACCAGACUUAUUGGUCGCUACCCAUUUCAGACAGCGCUGCGUGUGUUUGAUCAAUUACAAAAUCCGAAAAUAUUUCCUUUCAAUGCCAUAAUCAGAAACUUAGCUGAAGAAAAAGGCCAAAUCUCCCUUACUGUUUCUUUUUUUAAACACUUAAAACAGCUUUCACUUUUUCCUAAUGAUUUUACCUUCUCUGUCCUCCUUAAAGCCUGCACACACUCUAGCAAUGCAUACUAUGUGAAACAAGUCCAUACCCAGAUCGUAAAAGUUGGCUUUACGGGUGAUUCUGGUGUUUGCAAUGGCCUUCUUGCUGCUUAUGUAAAGGGUAUUAAAGAUAUUUCUUCAGCUCACAAGGUGUUUGAUGAAAUGCCUGAGAAAAGUUUGGUUUUUUCUUGGACUUGUUUGAUUGAUGGUUAUGCUAAGUGUGGUCUAUCUGAGAAAGCUUUACAGGUGUUUCUUCUGAUGGUUAAGGGAAAGGUAACCCCGGAAAAUGCAACCAUGGUUAGUGUUCUAUCUGCAUGUGCAAAGCUUGAUAUUGGUGAAUUGGGUAACUGGAUAGGGAUUUUUACAGACACUAUUAGGGACUAUGGUCUGGUCGGUUCUUCUAGUGAUGCAGUAAACAUGGUGCUCACUUAUUUGUAUGGCAAAUGGGGGAAAGCAGACAAAAGUAGAGAAGCUUUUGACAGAAUUGGUGAUCAUGGUAAAAGAAGUGUGGUAGCAUGGAAUGCUAUUAUUGGUGCCUAUGUUCAAAAUGGUUGUGCCUUAGAGGCUUUGAGCAUUUUUAGGGUGAUGAUGGAUGAUCCGUAUGCGAGUCCAAACCAUGUUACAAUGGUAAGUGUUCUCUCAGCUUGCUCUCAAGUAGGUGAUAUCGACCUUGGUAUAUGGGUGCAUGAAUACAUGAAAUCUAGAGGACGGGAAAACGUAUUAUGUACAAACUCGUUCCUGGCAACUGCUAUGAUUGACAUGUAUUGUAAAUGUGGUGAUUUGAUCAGGGCAAAAAAGGUUUUUAAUUCUCUGCUUUCGAAGGAUGUUAUAUCAUAUAGUGUCAUGAUUAUGGGUGUGGCAUUAAAUGGUGAAGGACAUGAAGCCUUGAAACUUUUUCAUGAAAUGCUGGAUUGUGGGUUGCGUCCCAAUGGUGGAACAUUUCUUGGUGUCCUAUGUGCAUGUUGUCACUCAGGGCUGUUAAAUGUAGGGCGCCAAAUUUUUCUUGAUAUGAGAACAAAAUUUUCUGUCUCACCUCAAUUGGAGCACUAUGCUUGCUACAUCGACCUUCUGGCUCGAGUUGGCCGUAUUGAGGAAGCCCUUGAUGUUGCCAAAUCCAUGCCCUUUGAACCUAAUAAUUUUGUUUGGGGUGCUUUGCUGGGAGGUUGCUCGCUUCACUUUAGAGGAAAGCUUACUCAAGACAUAUCUAAAAGACUGAUUGAAGUGGAUCCGCAAAAUUCUGCUGGCUAUAUUAUGCUAUCCAAUGUGUUGGCUAGUGAACAAGAGUGGGGUGAAGUUUCAGGCCUAAGGCGGUUCAUGAAGGAGAAGGGGGUGAAAAAGCACCGAGGUUGUAGUUGGAUCAGCAUUGAUGGACUUGUGCAUGAAUUUUUGGCAGGACCCUGUUCACAUCCUCAAGUUUCAAGCAUCAGUGGCAUGCUUGGUUCCCUUUUGAAAAAUAUCAAGUUGGCAAAUUAACUAUUAAUGCAUUAUGCAUGAGCUCUGGGCCUCUGGCAUGUUGCUUAAUAUUUGCAGUUAUGUUGCACAUAAUAUCCGUUGCAGCAAUAAACAAUGCAACUAGUUUCAAAGGUACAAACACUUCUUUCCCCCACAAUGAGCUUCGUAGCUUUCUGUUGUUUAGAAAGUGCUCUUUUAAAAUUCCAUGUAUCAAAAAUGAGAAAUCCACAUCACCUACUUGAAUGCAAGCUGAAGUACAGCUGCUAGUUGCCACUGUUUCUAUUUCUUGGCUUGGCCCAACAACGAAAUUUCGUAACACUCGCAAUCAUGUUUAUCCUAAUAUUAUGACGUACAACCUUGUAAAUGCGUGUUCUUAGUUUAAGAAGUAUACUUUUUGUUAGAACUUGUAAUAGGGUGAAGAAGAUGAAUACUAUGAAUAACGAAUCUUCUAGGCGUGUGUAGACACUUUCCCAAAAGUGAUAUUCCGACCCUAUACGAAGCACGGGUUGCACGGAAUUCAAAUUCGAGAUACAAAGAAGAACAACAAGAGUCACGCUCGUAUGAAUCUUGUUAAAAAUGAAAAUAAGUUUUUUAUGAUUUUGUCUUUGAUGAACAAUGAAAAGUUAUACUUUAGAGAGAGUGCUUUUGAGAGAAUAAUAUUCUGAAGAACUACCCAUUCAUCUGUGGUAAA